This is a messenger RNA of Arabidopsis arenosa, 1814 nucleotides long. NCBI's taxonomy places the organism in Eukaryota, Viridiplantae, Streptophyta, Magnoliopsida, Brassicales, Brassicaceae. The record is from the annotation of a GenBank genome assembly.
CUUUUUGAUCAUUCUUGGGAUUUUGUAUGAUGAACAAUAUCAGCCAUCUUGAAUCAGAUUACUCUGAGUAUGUUGAAGUUGAUCCUACUGGAAGAUAUGGAAGGUACAAUGAAGUUCUGGGUAAAGGAUCAUCAAAGACUGUUUACAGAGGAUUUGAUGAGUAUCAAGGUAUAGAAGUAGCAUGGAACCAAGUAAAGCUCUACGAUUUCUUGCAGAGUCCUCAAGAACUGGAGAGGCUCUACUGUGAGAUUCAUCUCCUCAAGACUCUAAAACACAAAAGCAUCAUGAAGUUCUACGCUUCUUGGGUCGAUACCGAUAAUCGAAACAUCAACUUUGUCACUGAAAUGUUCACUUCUGGCACCUUGAGACAGUAUAGGCUAAAACAUAAGAGAGUGAACAUAAGAGCAGUGAAGAAUUGGUGUAGACAAAUUUUAAGAGGAUUAAACUAUCUUCAUACACACGACCCUCCUGUGAUUCAUAGAGAUCUCAAAUGUGACAAUAUUUUUAUUAAUGGGAACCAAGGAGAAGUCAAGAUUGGUGAUCUUGGUCUUGCCGCUUGUUUACAACACUCUCACGCUGCUCACUGUGUCGGGACACCAGAGUUCAUGGCUCCAGAAGUUUAUAAAGAAGAAUAUAACCAAUUAGUCGAUAUUUACUCGUUCGGGAUGUGUGUUUUGGAGAUGGUAACAUUUGAUUACCCGUAUAGCGAGUGUUCUCACCCUGCUCAAAUUUACAAGAGAGUUAUAUCGGGCAAGAAACCAGAUGGAUUAGACAAAGUGAAAGAUCCAGAGGUUAGAGGCUUUAUAGAGAAGUGUUUGGCCACAGUGUCCCUUAGGCUCUCUGCUUGUGAACUACUAGACGACCAUUUUCUUUGUAUCGAUGAAGGUGAAUCGGAUAUGAGACGCGUAGAGAGCCAAAGGGGUCUCAUAGAUGAAGCAGGGACUCUUCUUAGACAUUCUUAUCAUAUAGCUGACUCUUUCUACAAUGACCGAACCAACAUCAACUCAUUUGAUCAUCCUCACUACUUAAACGGUUACUACAACGGAGAUGAGACAGUGGAGUCACACGGAAUCGAUCUCUUGGAGUUUCAAAACGAUGAUGAUGAUGAUGAAGAAGAAGAAGAAGAAGACGAUAAGAGCUUUGGUAAUGUAGAUAUAAGCAUUAAAGGGGACAGAAGAGAAAAUGGUGAUGGACUAUUUCUGCGACUAAGAAUCGUCGACAAGGAAGGGCGUGUGAGAAACAUAUAUUUCCCGUUUGACAUCGAGACUGACACAGCAAUUAGCGUCGCUAGAGAGAUGGUGGAAGAGCUGGAGAUGGAUGACCGCGAUGUCACAAAGAUAGCCAAUAUGAUCGAUGGAGAGAUUGCUUCUUUGGUUCCCAAUUGGAGCAUCUUCUGCAGCUCCGCAUCGAACCAUUCCUCGGUGGGUUCAAUCAUGGAUUACAAUGAGAUUCAGUGUGGACAAAACGGGUGCGAAGAGAAGCAUGGACGAUUUGAGGAGGUCACGUUUGAGAUAACAGUAAACCACUCUGACGAAGAAGAAGAGUUUUCUUGUGAGGCAAGUGACGUGAUACACUAACUAUAUGGUUCCAGAGUCUUUCUCUUUUGACACAUUCCAUAGACUGUGAUGAUUUAUCAGAUGAAACUGAGGAAGAUUUAAGGAUCAGCAGUUGAAAACACUAGUGGAAGAAGAAGUCGAACAAGAGGAAUUAUCUUACAAGUUUCACUUCCUCUAUAUUGAUGCAUUUGAUUCUUUCUCUUCAUAUGUAUAGAAAACAUUUACACAUAUCAACUCUAUUAAACACAUCACAUAAAA